Molecule: messenger RNA, 2052 nt
Organism: Apis mellifera (honey bee)
Lineage: Eukaryota; Metazoa; Arthropoda; Insecta; Hymenoptera; Apidae
Gene: HEX70b
Product: hexamerin 70b
Source: RefSeq, marked provisional
AUGAUCGUGAUCAUGAAGGCCGGUUUCCUAUUUCUCGCGAGUCUCUGCUUGCUUGUCCAGGCGGUGCCCAACAAGGUCGCCGACAAGACGUAUGUCACCAGGCAGAAGAACAUCUACGAACUCUUCUGGCACGUGGACCAACCGACCGUUUACCAUCCGGAACUCUACCAGAAGGCGCGCACUUUCAAUCUCGUUGAAAAUCUCGACAACUACAAUGACAAAGAAGCGGUGAACGAGUUCAUGCAACUCUUGAAACAUGGAAUGCUUCCACGUGGCCAAGUGUUCACGAUGAUGAACAAGGAAAUGCGCCACCAAGCCGUGGUGCUUUUCCGUCUUCUGUACAGCGCCAAAACGUUCGACGUGUUCUACAACACAGCUGUCUGGGCCAGAUUCAACGUAAACGAACAAAUGUACUUAUACGCGUUAAGCGUAGCCGUGAUCCACCGUCCUGACACCAAACUGAUGAAAUUGCCGCCAAUGUACGAGGUGAUGCCACAUUUAUAUUUCAAUGAUGAGGUCAUGCAGAAAGCUUACAACAUUGCCAUGGGUGACACAGCUGACAUGAAAAAGACUUACAACAACAUCGAUUAUUACUUACUUGCGGCGAACUAUACCGGAUGGUACUUAACCAAACACAACGUGCCCGAGCAGAGAUUAAACUACUUCACCGAAGAUGUUGGCCUCAACCAUUUCUACUUCAUGUUGAAUCACAAUUAUCCACCUUUCAUGCUUUCAAACUCGCUCAACUUUCCACAAAUUCGGGGUGAAUUCUAUUUCUUCCUCCAUAAGCAAGUAUUGAACAGAUAUUACCUUGAGAGACUUAGCAACGACAUGGGUGAGGUUAGUUAUGUGAGCCUAGAUCAUCCCAUACCGACUGGAUAUUAUCCCACUAUGAGAUUCCGCAAUGGACUUGCCUUCCCUCAGAGAGAAACUGGUGCUACGGUUCCACUUCAUAUGCAGAAAUAUGUUCAAAUGAUCCACGAUCUUCACACCAGGAUCUCAACCGCCAUCGAUCUUGGCUACGUUGUAGACUCGUACGGCAAUCACGUCAAGUUGUACACGAAGCAAGGAUUGAACGUUCUUGGUAACAUCGUUCAAGGUAACGGAGACAGCGUUAACGUACAAUUAUACGGACAAUUGGAUCUGCUCGUGAGAAAAGUCUUAGGUUUCGGUUACGAAUCCAACGUCAAGUAUCAAGUCGUGCCAUCCGCUCUUCAAAUGUGGUCUACCAGCUUGAGGGAUCCUGUAUUCUUCAGCAUCUACAAGACCAUCCUUGAUUAUUAUCACAAAUACAAGGAAAAUCUUCCGAAAUACACCACGGAAGAAUUAAACUUCCCAGGUGUAAGCAUCGAAUCCGUGACCGUGGACAAGCUCAUCACUUAUUUUGAUCAUUUCGAGUCCAUGUUGAACAAUGGAGUGUCGAUUCAAAGUCACGCAAAAGCCAAGAACACCAUGAUCAAAGCUCGACAAUACAGGUUGAACCACAAACCUUUUACCUAUCACAUCGUCGUGAACAGCGACAAAAACGUCAAAGGUAUGGUCCGUAUCUUCCUUGGACCGAAAUACGACGAGUUCGGUCAUGAAGUUGACCUCGUGCACAAUUACAUGAACUUCAUGCAGAUGGACGAGUUCGUGGUUAACCUGAAAAGCGGAAGCAACACGAUCGAGAGGAACAGCCACGAAUCCGUCUUCGUCGUCCCCGACGAGGUUCCCAGCGACGUGCUGUACAACAGGCUGGUGGUCAGCGAGGACGGUAGCGAGACGUUCAAGUAUUCAUCCCAGCCUUACGGCUUCCCCGAGAGGCUUCUUCUGCCCAAGGGCAAGAAAGAAGGUAUGCCGUACAAUGUGCUCGUGGUCGUCUCGCCAUUCGACGACUCGAACGUCGUCCAAAUAGACUCCCCUGUGUGGGGGCGCCACAUUUACGACGGACGUGCUAUGGGCUUCCCUCUGGACAAGCCUGUCGAUCCUUUGCUCUUAGUACUGUCCAACAUCCACGUGAAGGAGGUCCUCGUUCAUCAUAGGGAGAUGGAGGAGUUGAACGUUGCCCUGUAA